CAAGAAGGGCUGGCUGCCCAGUUCAGCCACAUGAGUGUGGUGCGCCAGGCGUCCAGCGACGGCACUAACGGCGGCCCCCACCCUGCCAUGUACCCUUCGGGCCCUGUGGUGCUCCAGGCCCCCCUGCAGCACCAGCAGACUGGCUACAUGGUGGCCCCUCCAGGGCCCCCUGUGGUGGGACAAACCCAGGCCUACCCCGGCCCUGCACACCCUAUGAGCCAGCCGGUCAUGCAGCAACAGGGCUACAUGCCACAGCAGAUCCACACAUGUUACUGUGCUCCAGCCCAGGACCCCCACUCCCACUCCAACCAGCACUAUCGCCCUGUCAGCCCCGUGCACUACACCAGCCCCCAGAACCAACCUCUACCCCAGCAGCCAGGUUACCAUGCUGUGAUGCCAAAUCAGCCCCAGGGCCCUCAGCAUCAGAACCUGGUGAACAACCAGCAGCACAGCAAUAUGGGAAAUCACAUGACGGCCUUCAUGGUCCACUACCCUUCAAUGUCGUCUUAUCAGGUAUCAAUGCCCCAGGGGUCUCAGAACAUGCCUCCACAUCAGCAGGCAUGUCAACAGCCAAUGAUGAUCCAGAGCCAUCCAAGCCAAGGUCCCAUGGCCAUGUCAGGCAUGCAGGUUUACUACAGUGUCAUGCCACCAAAUCAACACAGCACCAUGAGUCCAUCGAUGGGUUUCUUACCUCCUCCUGGAGCAGAGCAGAUGCAGUUUCCCCGGGCUUCGUCUCCGUGUGGGACCCAGCAUCUACCAGGACAGCAGUGCACAGGUGUGCACCCCGGUCCUCACAGUGGUGGUAUGGUGAUGAUGCAGCUGACCCUGCCCCCUAACCACCAGCCCAGAGCCCACUCCCCUUCACAGUGGAAACACAACAGAUUCUACAGUCUGGAUCACACACGCAGCCAGAGGUCCUCAGAACAACUAAACAACACACAGAACAGUCCCCAGCUGGGCGGCGCCAGCACGCCUCCAGCCCAGCCCCAAGCCCCAACCCACCAACUGACCUCCAUAAAGAACCUCCACUCGGCCGGCCCCACCCCCAUCCCCAUAAUCACCCAGUUCCCCAGACCCUUCGGCCCAGGGCAGGCAGUGGACGGCAGAUACCCAUUACUGGGCCAACCCCUCCAGUACAACCCUGCCAUCAGGCCUCCGCUGAUCCACGGCACACACCACAUGAUCCCCAACCACCACCACGGCCCAAUGGGAAUCCGGAAUCAUGGGGGGCGAGGGAGGAGACCACCGCCUAGGAAGUCAUUAUCAUCAGAUCUUAGUGUAGGUGACCCAGUGAACAGUGGAGUCCUGGAGGUGCUGGAGCUACCAGAGGGCAUCAGCCGUACGGAGGCAGACUCUCUCCUGGGGGAACUAUACAGAGGAGGGGCCAUGAUCAAGUGGUUGUCUGAGACCCAACAGCAGAACCAGUCUGGUGAAACCCUGCUGAAGCACUGUGGGGCUGGGGGGAACGGUAACAACGGUGACACAAACACUGACACUACUUCCUGUUCCAAACCCCCCAGUAGUAACCAUAACGACCUGGCGUCCACCUACACCAUCCUGGCUGUGUUUCCCUCCAGGUACGCAGCUCAGAACGCCUUGCUUAGACACAGUGGCCCUGCCGGCCCUGGGCCCCUCCUUACCACCACGUUCAAACUGAGAACUAGCAAGAGACACUCUGAGUUUCACAACCUGGAGAGGACCAGCUCUCAAUAGCAGGGUGGGGUUCUGUAGCCAGCCAACCAGGAGAGGACCACCUCUCAAUAGCAGGGUGGGGUGCUGUAGCCAGUCAACCAGGAGAGGACCAGCUCUCAAUAGCAGGGUGGGGUGCUGUAGCCAGUCAACCAGGAGAGGACCAGCUCUCAAUAGCAGGGUGGGGUGCUGUAGCCAGCCAACCAGGAGAGGACCACCUCUCAAUAGCAGGGUGGGGUGCUGUAGCCAGCCAACCUGGAGAGGACUUGCUCUCAAUAGCAGGGUGGGGUGAUAUGUUACUAGGGCCCCUGAGAGGUUGUUCUAGGGUCUCCCACGGGGUGCUAUGGGGGGCUGCCUGUCACGGGCCCUCGCCAUGGCCUCUCCACCUCCACUGCUGCCAUUGGCCAACCAACCAGACACCCCUCUUCUGCAAGCAUCACUCACUAGUCUCCACUUCCCACCGGACUGACAGACAGACUGAUGGAGUAUCACUCGGUUGGCAUUAUCUAACAGCUUUUUCACUUGAGUUGUAGAGGCUUUCUGGGAAUGCCUUUAGAACCUUCUCUACUUUUUGAGAUGCAAAUGUGUAAAAAGGAUCUGACAACACACCAAUGUUGAAACACAAAGACACAGACAGAAAAACAAGCUUGAAGUUCCAAAAGUGUCAUAUUUUAUUUGCAGACAGAACAUGGUAAAGGAGCAGCAUGUUUUAGUUUAUUUUAUUUUGUUUUAUGUUUGUUAAAAGCUGCAGUCAGAACACCCAAAGCAGGGUUGUACUCAUUCAUUACAAGAGGAUAAUAUACCAAGUGUCUCUCAUUGGACAAGAGUGUCUCUCUUUGGGCCGGAUUCUGAUUUGAGAUCUGCAACGGAUAACUCCAGAUUUCAGUUUAAAGUGUCCCAUUGACGUAAAAGCUUGAUUUACACGAAAGCCUGAUUGUGCUGGUGUAUAAUAUCAAGUUAGGAUUCGGCCUGUAGAGUCAGUCCUGUUAGUCAGUUGGUGUGCUACUAAAACAGCAGAUUAGAGUCUUCUAGAACAAGGUUGUGUCCCAAAUGGCACCCUAUUUCCCUAUAUAGUGCACUACUUAGGUCUCAUAGGACUGUGGUUUUAUGAGCCCUAUGGGACCUGGUCUAAAGUAGUGCACUAUCUAGAGAAUAGGGUUCUGUUUGGGACAUAACCCAACAGAAUGUUCUUUUUGUGCCUUCUAACUGGACUCUGGUGCCCCUGUCCAUCCCUCUCCCAAACACCCCUAAAGACAAGACACGCCAUCCAAUUCCAUUUGUAUAAACUCUGACCCACCAAUUUCAUUCACAAUAAAUCAUCACUGAUAUGGUAGCUAAAUUAUUCUCACUUUUCUACACAGUAAAUGGUAUCUUUGCACUGGCACAAAGGAGAAGUGUUUGUUCUGAUAGUGGUUUAUCGUUUUGAAGGUAAAAGAUGAGAACCUUGGUGCAUCUGAUUGAUGGUUUAUUCUAUUUGAGCUUUUCUAAAAUGAACCUCCUCCAACCCUCUCUGUUCAGUCCACCCAUUCCCUGGUUACGUAUCAAAUGGCACCCUAUUCCCUAUGGACCCUGGUCAAAAGUAGUGCACUAUAUAGGGUGGCCAGGCCAAAUUCCUUUCAUGUUUAGUUCGUUUUACCAUUUGUAUCCUAUCAGAAGGGUCACUGGAAAAGUGUGCAUUAUUCACAACACACCCCCAACCCCAUCAUACCCAAACAAAUGUCUAUUUAAGAUGGUUGUUGAUGGUGGAUUCAGGAGAGAUUUAAGAUUGUUGUUGAUGGUGGAUUCAGGAGAGAUGUACAGUCUGCUGGUGCAAGAUGUUUUUAUUUCUGUUUGAAAACAAUAAAUGUUUACACCAAAA
Salvelinus fontinalis (brook trout) is the source of this 3547-nucleotide messenger RNA. RefSeq names its product R3H domain-containing protein 2-like. Gene Ontology annotation, molecular function: nucleic acid binding. The record is from RefSeq and is a predicted model, not a curated record. Lineage: Eukaryota; Metazoa; Chordata; Actinopteri; Salmoniformes; Salmonidae.